AUGAGGUUAAAACCGGAUUGUAAAUGUCUUGGGGGAGAAUCUAUCACCGGGUACCACUCGAAGGUUAGGGGCCUGGUACUCGCCGACAUGCUGGAGGUCCAACUGCGCACGUCCCGCGAUAGUUCCUCAUCGAGUCCGGAGUGGAAACCUAAAUUACGCGAAAGAAAGUUUGCGUGCACUAUUUGUGGCGAAUCUUUCAACCAUUUGAAGCUGCUGAUUGACCACGCGAACGACGUGCACGACGGCGAGUAUCGGCAUAAGUGCGAGGAAUGUAGGACGGCCUUCAGUAGCAAGCGGACUUUGCGGGCCCAUCGGAAAGAAGUGCACCCGGCCGGGCCCUAUAAGUGUGCGGAGUGCGAAAAAGUGUUCCAGAUCGAGAGCGUUUUUAAGAAGCAUCAGGAAACGCAUCUUAUCAGUCCCGAAGACUUGACGUGCCAUCGAUGCGACCGUAGAAUUCUACGGUCGCAUGGAUGGCACGUCAAGUCUUCGGGACUGAUAAGAUGCGGCCCGGCCGGGUGCACUUCUUUCCGAUGGGCCCGCAAAGUCCGCUUGCUACUGAAGGCCGUCCUACAUUCCUCGCACUUAUGCCGAUACUCGCCGUCCUGCACGUCGUUCGCGUGGUCAAUCAGCAGCUUCAAAUGGUUGAAAGAUUCGCCACAAAUAGUGCACGCAAACUUUCUUUCGCGUAAUUUGCUCAAGUCGCACGAGAGGAAGGUGCAUAGAAGAAAUUAUUACUACACCUGCGAUACCUGCGGAAAACAGAUCGCCGAUCUUCAAAAUUUUCAGAACCACCUAAGAGUGCAUAUGGGAGAAAAGCCGUUUGAAUGCAGUUAUUGCGAAAAGCGAUUUACCAACGGAAACUUGUUGCGGAUUCACGAACGGGUGCACAACGGCGAGAAACCUUACGCUUGUGACCUUUGCGACAAACGUUUUACGCAAAGAAGCUCACUGACGGUUCAUUUACGCCGACAUGCGGGAGAAAAGCCAUACGUUUGCCCCGUUUGCGAGAAGUCCUUUGCGUCGAAAUCAAACUUAAACGCCCACGUUAAAACACACAAAUGAAGCACGACACGUAUCGUUGUCAGUUUGAAUUUGAUCAAUAGUAAAUUAUUUCUGAGUUUA
Messenger RNA from Photinus pyralis (common eastern firefly), 1122 nucleotides. RefSeq names its product zinc finger protein 84-like. NCBI's taxonomy places the organism in Eukaryota, Metazoa, Arthropoda, Insecta, Coleoptera, Lampyridae. Bases 1 to 1062 code for a protein of 353 amino acids. The record is from RefSeq and is a predicted model, not a curated record. The transcript is spliced from 3 exons.